AUGAGGAUAGAUAUCCUCAACACGGUGCGAGAAGAGAUGAGAGAUCAGGUGACGGUCAUCAUCUCGAGUCUGGAUAAUCUUAUGGUGGUCGCUACCUUGAUGCUCUCCAUAGGCUUUGGCUUUGUGGUGGAAGGCACCUUCCCACCCGCUGAGAAGGACUACGAGUAUGACGACCUGGAGAGGAGAGAGGUUUCAACCGAGCCAGUGGUGCACCGAACGAUGGCGCUGUCAAGAGGUGGAAUUGAUGCCGG
This is a messenger RNA of Durusdinium trenchii, 251 nucleotides long. The record is from the annotation of a GenBank genome assembly. NCBI's taxonomy places the organism in Eukaryota, Dinophyceae, Suessiales, Symbiodiniaceae.